Cuscuta campestris is the source of this 2055-nucleotide messenger RNA. The record is from the annotation of a GenBank genome assembly. Lineage: Eukaryota; Viridiplantae; Streptophyta; Magnoliopsida; Solanales; Convolvulaceae.
CUCUGUCAUUGAUUCCCGCACCACCUUUCACCUUCAUGGAUUUCUUCUUCUCUAAGAUUUCUCUAAUCCCAUCGGAACCCUAAAAAUAUCCCCUAAUUUCCUCCUUGCCGGAAAAUUCUCCGUUUCCAUCACUGCUCUAACCUCUAUCUGUGUACUGAUAUAGUAUACGUUUGUUUAUACACACAGAGAGGCUUGGGGUCCGCGGUAGCGAUGAGCUGGAGGAGAGCGGCGAAGUCGUUGCAGGCACUUGUAGCUCACACCUUGCUUCUAUGGUUUACCAUCUUUCUGGUCCUCAAGCUUGAUCGCAUAAUCUUCAGCUCUUGGUGGAUAGUGUUCUUUCCUCUGUGGCUAUUCCAUGCAGUUAUUGCUCGUGGAAGAUUCUCGCUUCCUGCUCCAGCAAUUCCACAUGACCGUCAUUGGGCACCGUGUCACUCUGUUGUGGCCACGCCAUUGCUCGUCUCGUUUGAACUCCUUUUGUGCAUCUAUCUUGAGAGCUUAUAUGUCAAUCAUUAUGCAGCUGUUGAUUUAAAAAUUGUGUUUCUUCCCUUGCUGGCUUUUGAGAUAGCUAUCUUAAUUGACAACUUAAGGAUGUGCAAGGCUUUAUUGCGUGGGGAUGAUGAAGGCAUUAAUGAUGAGGCAAUCUGGGAGACACUUCCUCACUUCUGGGUUACAAUCUCUAUGGUGUUCUUUGUAGCUGCCACAGUCUUCACCCUCCUCAAGCUUACUGGUGAUGUAGAUGCUUUAGGUUGGUGGGACUUGUUUAUAAACUAUGGUAUUGCAGAGUGUUUUGCAUUUCUUGUCUGUACAAGGUGGUUUAAUCCAAUGAUCCAUCGAAGCUAUGCUAGACGGGAAACAAGUUCUUCUGCAUCUAUACAAUAUGCUGAGUGGUUGUCUUCAGAUCAAUCUGAAGAUAGAAUAUGUGGCCUACAAGACAUAGGUGGCCACCUAAUGAAAAUUCCAAUUAUUUGUUUCCAAGUUCUGCUAUGUAUGCGUCUGGAGGGAACACCUUUAGGGGCCAGAUAUGUCCCUCUUCCGGUUCUCUUCUCCCCUAUCUUUGUACUGCAAGGAGUUGCAGUUUUAUUUUCCUUGUCCAGAGUCAUCGAGAAAAUUGCCCUUUUACUUCAAAGUGGAGCUGGUACAGGAAAUUAUCAAGUGUUCGUUUCGAGGCUUCGUGAUUACUUUCCUUUUUUCCAUCAUGGAUCUAGGCUUCUUGGUUGGUGGUCUAUUGAUGAAGCAAAUCAAGAACGGGCCCGACUCUUCUAUGAUGGUGCAUCUAGUUACAAUACCUUUUGUGGUUAUCCACCUGAAAUAGUGAAGAAAAUGCCCAAGAAGGAUCUUGCAGAGGAGGUUUGGAGACUUCAAGCAGCUCUUGGUGAACAAACAGAAAUCACAAAGCUAAGUCAACAACAAUAUGAGAGACUUCAAAAUGAAAAAGUUCUUUGUCGGGUUUGCUUUGAAAGAGAGAUUAGUGUAGUCCUUCUUCCAUGUAGACAUCGGAUCCUUUGCAGCGCCUGCUGCAGCAAGUGCAAGAAAUGCCCUAUUUGCCGGGUUGUUGUUGAAGAGCCUCUAUCUGUAUAUGAUGUAUAAGCUUUAAUCCAUCAAAUUUUUUGUUGAUUGGAUUGAAGUCUUUGGUCAAAUGCUUACAGUAUCUAUCAUACAUACAUACAUGGAGGUAUGUAUCAGCACAGUUAACCAGUAGAGUUUGGCAGUUUGUUUUUCUGUCUGAAGUAACGCCUUAAGCCAGAUGCCUUAAGAUUGCAGUCCAUAAUUUACCCUGCUAUCUUUCGCUUCGGCUGUAAAAUCAAAUAUGUGUUCUUAUUUUAUGAGAAAAGCUGUAAUUAUUUAUCUAUUUAUCAGUAAAAGAAACUGGUGAGUAUAUCUUCAACCACAAAAACAUAGUAAUUACAGUAUAUAUCUAUACAAGAUGGAUGUCUUUGUUAACAAAGUGUGAAGUCUGUGGUGCAUAAGGCAAUGCUGUACAAAAACACAUUAUACUUCACUUCUCAUUUUGCUUUCAAAAACCUGUAGUUGAAGCAAGAAAAAGAUAAUUUUUCU